CGAAUUCCUCGCAACAUACGACAAACUUCUCGACCAGCGCCCACCGACGGCACAUUGUCCGGACCGAGCAAAAGUGCUUUUACUCUCGUUUCUCGAGCCGCAGACAUACGCCACCGGCCUCUGGAUGACGACGGCAUCCUGCAAUUAGCAGCCCUGUUUGUCAACCACUUGAUCUUCUCCCCCACCAAAGAGGCAACAAUCCUUCCCGCAAUCCGACGCCAGCCCGCCGACCCAAGCACGCGCAGACUGAAGGAAAAGGAAGCAAACAAUCCCCUUCCCGCUGCUGCUGGCCCUGGCCUCGAAACAGGUCUUCAGGGUUGCUCGGCAGUCAGUGGGGGGAGAGAAGCAGCCGCGCAUGCCUCGCGCAUCGGGAUCGAGCAAGCGACAGUCAGGCGCCGGUCAUCGCGACACCAAGGAGAAUGGGCUCGUAGCCCCGGCAAAGCGAGUCACUGGCAGGAAGAGCCUCAAUCCUCUCGAGGGCCCUGCGAGGCCGGCCGACCAUGGCGCGGGCCACGCAGGGCCGCAGUUUGUGCUGCCCAACGGCGUCUCCAAGGCCGCCAUCGACUUCCAUGACCGCUCCGCCGAUGCUCGUAGGGCUUCCGUCGGCAACUACUCUGAGACGUCCACGUCCGAGUCUUGCACUUCCCAUAUAGGUUCUGGCCCUGCCGCUGUCGACGGUGGCCAUCGUCAGAUCGACGUCAACGCCCUCAAGAACGCAGACGUCCACCGCGACUCGGGACCUAUCGACAUGGUGGCCACCGUCCUCAAGACGCUCCCUAUGCAGGACACGCUCGCCAUCCUCAUCAUCCUCAUGCAACUCCCGACACUUUCUCUCUCCAUCAUCUACGGCAUCUUUACCUGUCUGACCUUUGUUCCCCCCGUCACCACCAGCUCGGGCAUCAACCUGAAUUUUGCCGAAAUUUUCGAUGGCCACUCCACCAUGCCCUCCCUCGUCACCGUUGUUUGCAUGGACUUCUUCUUCCUCCUCGUCUGGCUGUUUCUGUGGCAGCCAAUCCAGGAUGCCAUCUUGGAUCUCGCCAAGCCCAUCAUCGCCAUCACCCUCGGAGGCGGCACCACGUAUAGGAACGGCGGCUCCCGCGGCCUCACCACCUGUUUCGUCUGGAUCGUUGUCAACCAUGUCAUCCGCAGCACGAGAACCCACUGGUCUCGUCUUGCGAGGCACAUCCCCGAGGACUGGCAGGUACCUUCUGCCCUGAGCAGCACGUUCGAGUCGACCUCUCUCAUGCACGAUAAGAGAAGUGCGUUUGCGUGGGUCCGAAGCGGAUUGGCCAUUCACAUUCUCACCCAGGGGCUCGUUAAAUACAUCCGUGAGUGGUAUUUGAGGAGGGAAAAGGCCAACGCGGCGGCCGGCCAGCAUGAUCCCGAGGCUGGGAAGCCUAUAGCAACCAUCUCCAUCAACGGUGAGGUUGCCCACGACGCUGGCUUCAACACACCGGACACGGAGACUGGGUGUCCCCCGCAACCCGCUCCGCCCGCCUCCACCAACAAGAAAAGAAGAAAGCAAAGCACGCAAGUCAGGCUGCAGCAGCCGUUAUGGGCAGCUCUGGCUAGCACAAAGAUUGUUGUCAUGAAGGAAUACGAGUCGUCCCACGUGCCCUCGAAAUCGCUUGGCGUCAACACGACUGACAUUCACAACCUCGGAAACGCACCUUUUAACACACAGCCCAAACAGAUAUGGAUCUCGUAUAUCGGUAGCGACGAAGUAUGCUUUAACACAAGCGACUUUCCGGAUUUAGAUGACGAACCGCCACUUCCCACCACCGCCAACGGACACGCCAUCACGCGGCCCGCUGGUGUCGAUACAUCCAAGCCCUUUUACGUCAAAGUGAACAAUGCAUUCUGGCAACCUACACGCAUCUUUCCCGUUGUCGAAGCAGACGAUGGCGGUCGAGGGGGUACCCGUUGGACAGGAGACAUUUAUGGCCUCCGCCCGUCAUCCAAAUACGUCUGUGAGUUUGUGGACAUUAGGACUGACAAGGUUGUCUUUUCCACAAGCAUCCGGACCAUCAAGGAACCCGCGCGAGAGAAUAGCAACGUACCCGUCGCCGUAUCCGGCUCUCAGCAGUCGCUGCAACCCGAUUCCCCCGCCACCACUCUGAGCAUCUCCAUUGCGGCCGCAGAAGUCAGGCUCAACGAUGAGAAGAAUCGCCUCAAGACGUGGCGGAAAGAAUGGAAAUCGAGAAUCAAUGCUCUCAAGAAGGAGAAUGAGCUUACGGACAACCAACUGGCCUCGGCCGGCCACAGCGAUGACAAGUAUAGACAAAAGAUCCGCCAGCAGGAGACCCAAAAAGCACAGGCCGAACGCGAUACGGAAACCCAAGCCGAACAACUCAAGAAGUUUGACGGGUCUCCAGAACUGGCCGAGAACAAGAAGAGGAUGGAGCGUUCCUACUCGAACGAGAAGAAGCUCUAUGAUUUGGCUCAAAAGAGUUUCCGCGAGUACAAGGCAAAGCUGGAGAGCGAGGUCCAGUCCAAGGACAAUGAGAAGAGCAAUCUCAACACCAAGCGCAACAAGAUCGCUACCCGCAUUGCCAAGGUCGAAAACGAGCUCGCCAACAUCACCGAUGCAAACAACCGGGGCCUUAACGAGGUGGAACGUCGAAAUCGCGAACGUGCAGGCUGGCAGGAGCAGAUUGUCAACUCGGACAAGUCGUUUAACGAUCAACUCACGCAGAGCUAUACAUCCAAUAAUAUGAAGGCUGAGCAUCUCCGCAGUCUCCAGAACGAUCUGCAGACAGUUCGAAGCUUCAUGAGCCAGGCCAACGGCUUGCCUGUUGACAUGGCCUCACUCGAGUCUGCUGCCGUCGCCGGUCACGUUCCCUUUCAGUCACCGCAACUACAGCAACAGCAGUUGCCGCCGCAAACUCCUUGGAAUCCCAACCCAGCUGCUCCCGCGCAUUUCCCAUCGAGCAUGAAUUACUGGGGAGCGCCAAACGGCGACAACAACCACUCCUCCACGUCUCUCUCUUUGGCGCCCCCUGGCUUAGCAGCCUGGCAAUCCCCGCCCAUGACCUCUUUCGAGCUGCGCGGUGCCAAAUCACGAGGUCGCAGUUCUAGUAUGCUUAGCGACGUCAGCGGUUUCACCCAGCCGAGCGAUGAGGAGCCCCGU
This is a messenger RNA of Trichoderma virens Gv29-8, 3130 nucleotides long. RefSeq lists its product as uncharacterized. The transcript has a single exon. Lineage: Eukaryota; Fungi; Ascomycota; Sordariomycetes; Hypocreales; Hypocreaceae. The annotation marks the transcript as partial. The record is from RefSeq and is a predicted model, not a curated record.